AUGACGCCACUGCUUUCUUGGGUCCCGAUACACAGCCCAGCGUCGGCAGCCGCGGGAAGCAUGUCCAGGUCGGACUCUGCCACCCCAGCGGCAGAGAGCUGUGGUGUCAACGUUGGCGACUUCAUUUCCAACGUCAAGCCCCUCGUCGAUGCCCUUCCCGCCAAUAGCCUGCAGAAACACACUCUUCAGCUUCAGAUGGCGGAAGCUGAUCGAAUAUUCAACUCGGAGUCGCAACGAGAAGAAGAAGUGCGUUGCGUGCUGCUGGAUCGGAUCUUCGACCCUGAGUGCAGCUUUACAGCCCAUCACGCGGCCAAGUUUGCCCGUUUGCUAGAUAAGAGGCCAGUUUGUUACGCAACGACACGGCCUGACGGCCGCGGCGUCUCUCCCGCGCUUAUCCUCCACCUGGCGGCCGUGGUGCGAAGCGAGCCGCUCCAAGAUGCCGUUGCGGAUCCUGUCAGCCAGUCUUGGCUGUUCUCGCAGUGGUGCAUUCUCUACAGCAGCCUCGAGGCCCCCGAGGCCGUAAACAUGCUGGAGUCAGGCAUGCUGCGCCAGCUAUAUGGCAUCGACCUGCUGCGCAUGACGGAGCACAAGCGCCAGCUGCUCGACAGGACGGACAAUGUGCGGGACAUCUUUAUCUGGACGCGCAAUGCGCUCAGCGGCAUGCCACGUCUGCUGUACCUGUGCGACAUUCUUCGGCCGGGGGAACGCAACGCCCCAGCCAUCACCAAGGUGCUGGACUCGCUGGACGCCAUGGCCGGCCCGCUCGGCAGGGCAUUGACGGCAAGAUUCUCGGGCAUGUCCGUCGCCGCUGCAGGCUCCGCCGCGGAGGAGCAGGCCGGGCCCGACAGCAAGUACGUGAGCAUCAAGACCGCGUUCGAGCUCGCAAAGGAGUCCGGGAGCUUUCUGCCGUUUUGCGAAUCCAUGCGGGCCUUCCUCGUGCAGGCCAGCGCUGAAAAUGAUGCAUCCGCCACUGUUGCGGUCGGAGUUCAGGUCAAUAUGAUGCUCGCGUACAUCAAGGCCCGGGAGCUUGCCCGCCUCCAACCCAACAUGGGCAGCCCGGCCGGACGACCAGUUUCGAGGAGAGGCAGCAAACGCCCAAGGACUGGCAACUGA
This is a messenger RNA of Akanthomyces muscarius, 1113 nucleotides long. RefSeq lists its product as uncharacterized. NCBI's taxonomy places the organism in Eukaryota, Fungi, Ascomycota, Sordariomycetes, Hypocreales, Cordycipitaceae. The record is from RefSeq and is a predicted model, not a curated record. The transcript has 3 exons. Bases 1 to 1113 code for a protein of 370 amino acids.